Messenger RNA from Pyricularia oryzae 70-15, 1442 nucleotides. RefSeq lists its product as uncharacterized. Gene Ontology annotation, cellular component: cytoplasm. Gene Ontology annotation, biological process: rRNA base methylation. NCBI's taxonomy places the organism in Eukaryota, Fungi, Ascomycota, Sordariomycetes, Magnaporthales, Pyriculariaceae. Gene Ontology annotation, molecular function: rRNA (uridine-N3-)-methyltransferase activity. The record is from RefSeq and is a predicted model, not a curated record. Bases 111 to 1151 code for a protein of 346 amino acids. The transcript has a single exon.
CACGUCUGCCCUUCACUGCAAACAUCAACUUCUCCCCCUUUCCUCCAACAUUGAGCUACACAGCACCCCUCAUCUCACUUUAGCAGCGGACAAACUCCGGAUCCGCCAGCAUGGUCAAGCGGCGAAAGCUGCAGCAGGGUCGGCCGGCAAAGGGGAGAGCGGCCUACAAGGGAGGCAAAGGAGCCCCGAACCCGCAUGCUGCCGGACAUCGUCAGAAGGGUCCGGGUCCGGGUUCGAGUCCGGGUCCCGGCCACUCUGCGACGGGAGGGCCGAAACCCAAGGGCAAAAAGCAGCCGCCUCAGCAGCAGCACCAGUCACCUGUGAUACCGUUCUCCCCAGACGAGUCCAUAUUACUGGUCGGUGAGGGUGACCUCAGUUUCGCCAGGUCUCUGGUCGAGCACCACGGCUGCACAAACCUCACAGCCACCGUGCUGGAGAAGGACCUGGCAGAGCUCGUCGAGAAGUAUCCUCACGUGGCUGAGAACGUCGAGGCUGUCGAGUCUUCCAGUGGCCGGAACACGGUCGUAUUUGGCGUGGAUGCACGUAAAAUGGGCCCGUUUUUUGAAAAGCCACCACCACGGGAUGAACUAGAUGAAUGGGAUGAGAAGGAGGAGGAUGGUGAGAAAAGAGAGCAGCAGCAGAAACAGAAGCAGCGGCCGCCAAACAAACGCAAGGCCGGCGGCCCGGCGCUCAAGGAUCGAAUCCUGUUCAACUUCCCACACGUGGGCGGCAAGAGCACCGACGUCAACCGCCAGGUGCGCUACAACCAGGAGCUGCUGGUCGACUUCUUCAAGCGCGCCAACUGCUGCCUCUCCCCCGGCGGCUCCAUCGUCGUCACCCUGUUCGAGGGGGAGCCCUACACCCUGUGGAACGUCCGCGACCUCGCCCGUCACUCGGGCCUGCAGGUCGAGCGCAGCUUCGCCUUCCGCGCCGACGCCUACCCGGGCUACCACCAUGCCCGGACCCUGGGUGUCGUGAGGAGCAAGAGCGGCGAGCUCGGCGGCGGCUGGAAGGGCGAGGAGAGGGCCGCCCGGAGCUACAUCUUUUACCGCAAGGAUGAGGUCCCCAAGCCCGUCGCCAGGAAAAGGAAGCACUCGAACUUGUCGGACGAUUCGGACGGAUGGGAAGAGGACUCGAAUGAUGGCGCCUGACUUCGUUUGAACUGUGGGGGAAAGUGAGCGGAUGCCCGCUGUUCGUCCAAAGUUGUGUUUGUUGAUGUGCGUUGGUUUCUGGCACCUCAAUCAAAAUACGACCAACGUUUGUUGUGCUUCGUCCGGUUUAGCUGUCUGUGAAAAGCUGCCGACAUGGCACGAAAGCCAGAUCACUGCAACCUCCAGCAGAGUGCACUGAUAUGAUUGAUAGCAGACUUUAAUAGGGGGGGGGGGGGGGGGGUUGAGAAAGAAUCCAGAUUGACUGGGGGAACAUACAGUCAGUCGCGAGGG